AUGGCAGCCCCGAAUGAAGCCAGCAGCCCCCCCACCGCCGCUGAACCGAGGACGCCAACAUCGACUCCGCAGUCCCCUGGUACCGUGACUCCUGCCCACCAAUGCAGGAUCUGCCGUGCGUCCUUCUGUCAACCUCUGGGAUGUGGCCAUGUCUACUGCAACGAGUGUCUCGGCCCUCGACACAACGCCGCGCCUGGCAAGGCGGGCUGCCCCGAGUGCGAUCGCAAUAAUCCAACGCCUCCAAGGACCGUGACGCCUGAGCCCAAGGCCGAGUCCGAAUGCGACCACCGCAGGGUGCGAACUGUCAGGCAGAUCCAACACACCCAUGGGAUGGUAAAGGUGUUGUUUCUUCUCAACCUACUCUCCUUGGCCUUCUUGAUCGCAAUAGGCAUCGUCUUCGCCGUAAUAGUCGGCCGCUUAGUUGCUACCGGCUCUUCCUUGGCAGAACAAAUUCAGAUGGGGCCCGUGGGAAACAACCCUCUGUCGCCGGCUAAGCACUGGUGA
Messenger RNA from Colletotrichum higginsianum IMI 349063, 504 nucleotides. RefSeq lists its product as uncharacterized. The transcript has 3 exons. Bases 1 to 504 code for a protein of 167 amino acids. The record is from RefSeq and is a predicted model, not a curated record. Lineage: Eukaryota; Fungi; Ascomycota; Sordariomycetes; Glomerellales; Glomerellaceae.